Molecule: messenger RNA, 2577 nt
Organism: Tribolium madens (black flour beetle)
Lineage: Eukaryota; Metazoa; Arthropoda; Insecta; Coleoptera; Tenebrionidae
Product: DC-STAMP domain-containing protein 2-like
Exons: 8
Coding region: 5-2539 (844 amino acids)
Cellular component (GO): membrane
Source: RefSeq, a predicted model, not a curated record
UUCCAUGGCGCAUUUUCGUGCCUUCUGCAAGGCCUUAAGUCUAAAUGGCCUUAAGAAAAACCUGAUCAAAGAAAAGUCAGAUGCGGUGAAACUCUUCCACCACGAAACACCACGCUUGACCCUGGGUCAAAAAUGCCGUCAUUGCCGCAUAAACUGCGUCCUCCGUAUAAGAAAAUGCUGUUCUUUUCCCCAAAACUCCAGAUUUCAACGAUUCCUCUACAAGCUAAAACACGACGGCUCCUUCGAAAACUACAUAGUGAAGAGCAUCCUAGGCUUUAUUGGUGGUUUCGUUUUAACUUACAUCUUCUUCAUGUUCUUCGUCGUCCAACUCAACUUCAAACUGUCAACGGCCACAAUGAUGUGCUCAAUUUUCGGCAGUGUGCUGAUGCUAGGCCUCGCUUUUAGCCGCUACAUCAGAUGCGUUGUAUUCCUUACACUGCCACAGUUUUUCUCGAAAAGAGGCAGACAGGCGUUAUUAGCCUACGCUUUCAUCUUGGCGAUAACUGGACCAGCGAAAAAUACGUUAAAUAAUAUGGGAAUUUUGAGCGAGAGUAUGGCUUGUGGACAAGAGCAACUAAAAUCGGCAGUUAGGCAAAUUAUCGAAGUGAUUAAGAAGCCAUUUUAUGCCAUCAAAGACGCAAUUAAGUCGGUGGUAAAAACGAUUAAAGUUAUUAUUAAAAAGAUUAAGGAAAUACUGCUUAAAAUCAAGAAAAUUAUAAUGGCUAUUUUAAAUGUGAUUAAGGCAGCAUUCCAAUUCCUGGGCAAAAUCCUAAAUAUCUGCAAUAAAGAGCUUGGCACCCCUUUCCAACGCUGCGCUCGCGUCUUUGAUAACGCGAUUCAAGACUGCAACGCCAAGCUCGGCCCUUGGUUCAACUGGCUUUGUUCUAUAGCCUAUCUCGUCAAAUCCGUCUGCUACAUUGUGAAAAUCUUUGAUUACGUCUGCAUGUUGGUUGAUUUUAUUAGCAACUCGGUCAUUGGAGUUGUCAUAAGAAAGGUGAAAAGUUUUAUUCGACAUGUUCGCACCAUGUUUUACGUCCGCAUAAAGUUCUCCCAUUCGUUCCACUUUCAAACGAACUCUUCCAAAUCCUAUUCGGAAGUAGCAGAAGGUAUUGUUGGGGAGAUUAAAGAGAGAACGCAAGCGCUGGCGAUGUUUUUUGAUUUUGUUAGCUUUCUCACGAGUUUCUUUUUUGUAUUUUUGCUUGUUAAAGUACUACACUACAGGUUUAGAUUUUUAACAAGUGAACGGUUUGAUAAUAAGUAUAUCACAAGAGAUUUUCGGGAAAUUGAUUUACAAAGGGCUAAGUUAGGACGCGAAACGGUAUUACCACUUAAUAAUAGAGAACGCACCAUGUAUAUUACUAUUAGUUCCUGCAGACUUGUUAAGACUGAAAAACGCAAAUUGAGCCAAAGUGCAGUAGUACUAUUUGUCGCAACUUUGAAACUUUGUGCUCAUAUGUUAGUAGAUUAUUCCCUCUAUUGGGUACUAAAUUUGAUCCGGUACCAUGGCCGGUUUCAGUCAAAAGUUACAGCCCCGAAUCUACCCUCAGUCAGAAUAGAGGGCAAAGGUCUCUUAGCUGACCUUCUCAAAGGCAUAGUCAAAGCGUUUAAACCUCUUGGUAUCGAAUUAGAAAUCGACACAGUGCCAUGUCUUCCAAAUCCAAUUCCACCUGACUACGACCGAUACAUUCAAAUCGGUUCCCUUCUCAUUCUUUGUUGGUUCUUGGCAAUUCUAGAACCUUAUGGCCUCCGUUUAAGACACUGGAUCAUGUGCUAUUAUCACCCAUUAAGAGCCAAACAACGAUCUGUUUGGCUCUUCAAUCACAUCAUGAGGUCUAGGCUAAGUUUUCUAAAGUUUGCCCGCCGACAACUAAGAAGAAGUGUUUUGGGCCAGAAAGGCCUUACCAAGAUUACAUUUAAAGAAUUCUUGAGAGCCAAAUUGCGUUGUAGAAUAUUUCGACUUUGUUUGGGUCCCGAUAAACAAGAUGCUUGUCUCCUUUGUGGUGAAGUUUUUAGAGAGCCGGAUGACAUAAAGCCGAUAAAAUGUGCAACACCUGGUUGUCCGGGCCUCUUCUGUAAGCAAUGUUUCGAGGAUUUGGAAAAUCUCUGCACUGUGUGUUUGUCUCCAAUUGAUUAUGGUGACCUUUCUGACAUUAGUGAAGAACGAGGUUCAGAUGAUGACGAUUUUGACGAUAAAAAACCGCCAAGAUCUGAUCAAAAUGAUCCGGAGAAAAUACAAUUACUCCAUAGAAACGAUGAUUCCGGUAAUAGUAGUGACGAUAGUCAGCACUCCUACACUUAUCAGUAUGAGGAAAAAACGUCAGAGGUGCAAGAAAGGGAGUGGUCCGAAACAUCAUUUCGAGAUGUGGAAAAACAGAAAAAACGAGAUUAUGCCAGUAUGGAUGAUUUCCGAGAAAAUUCAACACCAGAUGAAACUUCUCGAUUGAAAAAAUCCACAACAACCAUGAACUUAAUUAAAGAUGACAAGAUUACGAAAGAGUCUUCACCUGAUACGGAAGACAAGGAUACUGACUCGCCUUAAAGCUAAAAAAUUCUUAUUAAACGUUAUUAUCAUUACGA